Suillus subaureus is the source of this 378-nucleotide messenger RNA. RefSeq names its product kinase-like domain-containing protein. The transcript is spliced from 2 exons. The record is from RefSeq and is a predicted model, not a curated record. Gene Ontology annotation, biological process: protein phosphorylation. Gene Ontology annotation, molecular function: ATP binding; protein kinase activity. NCBI's taxonomy places the organism in Eukaryota, Fungi, Basidiomycota, Agaricomycetes, Boletales, Suillaceae. The annotation marks the transcript as partial.
CAGGCAAAUGUGCUCAUAGACGAUUUAGGCAAUCCACGUCUCACAGAUUUUGGUCUCGCAACAGUCGUAGGAGACCCAGAGUUGCAGUGGGGUGCGACAACUGCGGCACGUGAACUCAAUGUUCGGUGGCGUGCUCCUGAAGUUAUUGGACUCGAGUAUGAUCCUGCAAAACCGACUUUUAUGAGUGAUAUCUAUUCUUUUGGUGCCUUUCCUUCUCAGAUCCUCUCAGGGGUUACACCAUGGAAAGAGAAGAAACAUUCAACUCACAUCAUCAUCGAGCUAUCGAAAGGAGCUACUCCUGCACGUCCCGACAACAUUUUGGACGAUUACUGGGGAUUGAUUCAACAAUGCUGGUCUUGGGACCCUGUGCGUCGUCCA